Molecule: messenger RNA, 1899 nt
Organism: Kogia breviceps (pygmy sperm whale)
Lineage: Eukaryota; Metazoa; Chordata; Mammalia; Artiodactyla; Physeteridae
Source: RefSeq, a predicted model, not a curated record
AUGAAUACAAUCGAGGAUAAAGAGGAGUUCAAAGCUAUGUUGAGGUUAAGAAAAAUUGACAUUCAGUCUGUGAACUUAAUGUCAAGCUCAAGAAAAACUCUGGGCAGCGCAUGUUUAGCGAUUAAGUGGAUGCAGACAAUAAAGACGUUGCCAAAUUGUUUCAAUGUAAUUAGGCUACUGAGCGGAUCAGCUGUAGCACUGGUUAUAGCCCCCACUGUCUUACUGACAAUGCUUUCUUCUGCCGAACGAGGAUGCCCUAAGGGCUGUAGGUGUGAAGGCAAAAUGGUAUAUUGUGAAUCUCAGAAAUUACAGGAGAUACCCUCAAGUAUAUCUGCUGGUUGCUUAGGUUUGUCCCUUCGCUAUAACAGCCUUCAAAAACUUAAGUAUAAUCAAUUUAAAGGGCUCAACCAGCUCACCUGGCUGUACCUUGACCAUAACCAUAUCAGCAAUAUUGAUGAGAAUGCUUUUAAUGGAAUACGCAGACUCAAAGAGUUGAUUCUGAGUUCCAACAGAAUCUCCUAUUUUCUCAACAACACCUUCAGACCUGUGACAAAUUUACGGAACUUGGAUCUAUCCUAUAAUCAGCUGCAUUCUCUGGGAUCUGAACAGUUUCGGGGUUUGCGAAAGCUGCUGAGUUUACAUUUACGAUCUAAUUCCCUGAGAACCAUCCCAGUGAGAAUAUUCCAAGACUGCCGCAACCUGGAACUUUUGGACCUGGGAUAUAACCGGAUCCGAAGUUUAGCCAGGAAUGUCUUUGCAGGCAUGAUCAGACUCAAAGAACUUCACCUGGAGCACAAUCAAUUUUCUAAGCUCAAUCUGGCCCUUUUUCCAAGGUUGGUGAGCCUUCAGAACCUUUACUUGCAGUGGAAUAAAAUCAGUGUCAUAGGACAGACCAUGUCCUGGACCUGGAGCUCAUUACAAAGGCUUGAUUUAUCAGGCAAUGAGAUCGAAGCUUUUAGUGGACCUAGUGUUUUCCAGUGUGUCCCAAAUCUGCAGCGCCUCAACCUGGAUUCCAACAAGCUCACAUUUAUUGGUCAAGAGAUUUUGGAUUCUUGGAUAUCCCUCAAUGACAUCAGUCUUGCCGGGAAUAUAUGGGAAUGCAGCAGAAAUAUUUGUUCCCUGGUAAACUGGCUGAAAAGUUUUAAAGGACUGAGGGAGAAUACAAUUAUCUGUGCCAGUCCCAAAGAGCUGCAAGGAGUAAAUGUUAUCGAUGCAGUGAAGAACUACAGCAUCUGUGGCAAAAGUACCACGGAGAGGUUUGAUCUGGCCAGGGCUCUCCCAAAGCCGACGUUUAAGCCCAAGCUCCCCAGGCCGAAGCAUGAGAGCAAACCCCCUUUGCCCCCCACAGUGGGAGCCACGGAGCCUGGCCCAGAGACCGAUACUGACACUGAGCACAUCUCUUUCCAUAAAAUCAUCGCAGGGAGCGUGGCCCUUUUCCUGUCUGUGCUUGUCAUCCUUCUCGUCAUCUAUGUGUCGUGGAAGCGGUACCCUGCCAGCAUGAAGCAGCUGCAGCAGCGCUCCCUCAUGCGAAGGCACAGGAAAAAGAAAAGACAGUCCCUAAAGCAAAUGACUCCCAGCACCCAGGAAUUUUAUGUAGAUUAUAAACCCACCAACACGGAGACCAGCGAGAUGCUGCUGAAUGGGACGGGACCCUGCACCUAUAACAAAUCGGGCUCCAGGGAGUGUGAGAUACCUUUAUCAAUGAAUGUGUCAACUUUUCUGGCCUACGACCAGCCCACAAUAAGUUACUGUGGGGUGCAUCAUGAACUUCUCUCUCAUAAAUCCUUUGAAACGAAUGCACAGGAAGAUACGAUGGAAACACACCUAGAGACUGAGCUGGACCUGAGCACAAUCACAACAGCUGGCCGAAUCAGUGACCAUAAACAGCAGCUGGCUUAA